UCUCCCUAUAGAUGCUGCCUGGCCUGCUGUGUUCCACCAGCAUUUUGUGUGUGUUGCUCUUGCAUUUAGAAAGUUUUUUUUCAGCAUGGAAUCAGGCACUUUGGUCUCUGCUGACCAACUUGCUGACCUAAGUUGGCCCAUUUGUCUGGAAUUGGCUAUUUCUCUAAACCUUUCCUGCCUGUGCACGUGUGUCAAAGUGUCCUUUAAGUGUAAUUGUAUCUGCCUUCACUUCCUUCUCCAGGUCGUAAUUUUCAGCAUCUGCAGAUUUCCUCGUGUUUGCACUAUCAUAACAUUGCUCUUUUGACACACAUUUUCUAUCUUCCUUUGUAAUUUGUAGACUACAUCUUUACUACUUUUUGCUGGACUAGAUAUAACUCCCAUCAGGGUCUUUUUUCCCUUGCAGAUAAUUAGUUCCACCCACAAUGAUUCCGAUCCUAUGACACCUUUUUCUAAUGAUUUGAUUUCAUUUCUUACCAACAGAGCCAAGUCUCUCUCUCUUCCUUCCUGCCUGUCCUUUCAUUACAAUGUGUGUCCUUGGACAUUAAGCUCUCAGCUAUAAUUUUCUUUCAGCCAUGAUUCAGUAAUGCCUACAUCAUCCUUGCCGAUCUGUUUCUGUAACUGUGCCACAAUUUCAUUUCCUUAUUCUGCAUACUGCACACCGUCAAACGUAAAAUCUUCAGUCCUGUGUUCACCCUUUUCGAUUUUGUCCCCCUUUUACAUUGCAACUCAUCCUGUUGACUGCAAUUUGUUGUAUCAUCAGCUUCUCUUUGUUUGCAGGCUCACUACACACUGCCUCAGUUUGUAAACCAACUAGCCCAUCUUCAGCUGUAUCGCUCUGUUUCUCAAACCCCUGCCAAAUUAGUUUAAACCUUCCUGACCAGCUCUUGGUCCUUUUGCCAAGCUCCUCACUAUACACAAUUUGACCAAUUUUCAUGUCCUCUGCAAAUACUAAUGAAGCCACCCAUGAUUUUGUCCACAUUGUUUAAAUAUCUGGAUAUUCUUUAGUAUUUAACUUCGGAGUACUGUAUUUAAAAUAUUUACAACUUGAUGCUUUUCUUUUUAAAAAGGUGCAAGGAGCAAUGCUUCAAGAAGGCGGCAUCCAUCACUAAAGACCCCCAUCACCCAGGAAAUGUCCUCUUCUCAUUUUUACCAUCAGGAAGGAGGGCCAGUAUUUCGUGUGAAUCGGAAUUAAUCAAUAGGAAUGGAGGUCGGGACGGCUGCUGACUUCCAGCAUUGCGCCCCUGCAAUAAGCCGGGAGUGAGGUCUAAGGAGGACAAGAGGAGCGACGCACCGACACCACGGGCAUCCACAGCCCUUCACUCACAUGGUUAGAGUACCCAUGUUCCAUAUCAUGCAUCCUGGCUGAGGUCACACAGAGCAUCAGCUUUUGAUACACCAAGUGUGUUCUUAUAAUCGUUGCCUGGAGGUGUAUGAAAUAAACUCAGGUCACAAUUUUUCCUCCCAAGUCAGAAAAGGUAAUUUUGUGGUUCAGGUACUGCUUCCUUAAGUUACUGUAGUGAGGCCAAAACUAAGGUAGCAGACACACAAGCUGACUGGCUCCAUGUUUCAUACAAUUUGACUGUGGAACGUUAUGGAGAAGACUUUAUCUUGAAGGUCCAUGCAAAACUCGUUGACUGUGAAUGAAAGUGACUGCAGACAUUUCUAUCAUCAUUAUUAUGAUUGUUGUUAUCAUUAAAGGCCAUGGCCACAGCAUCAAGAGGAGCUCCUCCACAGCCACCGGCAGCUAAGAGUGUGAUAGUUUACCGAAAUGGGGAUCCAUUCUUCACUGGCAGAAGGUUUCUCAUCAACAAACAAGUCUCCACCUUUGACACUUUCCUUAAUCAGGUCACCAAGGGCAUUAAUGCACCCUUUGGGGCAGUCAGGAACAUCUACACUCCUAAGGAGGGUCACAAAGUCUUUGAUCUGGAUGAACUAGAAAAUGGCGGCAGCUAUGUGGCUGCAGGAGUGGAGAAGUUUAAAACCCUGGAUUAUUUACAAAUUACAACAAAGAAGCCACAGAAAAAGAUAAAUGAAAUGAUUCGACCAGUUGUUCACAGCCGAAUUAUUGUUUCUGCACGAUGGAAGAAAUACAAUUAUGAACCAUAUACCAUCAAAAACUCCAGCCUUUGCUGUUCUGCCGUCAUCCCUGCUGGUGUCCCCUUCCAAUCAACUUUGGACAGCUCCAGUUUCACGCCUCUCAUCUUUACCAAUGGAGACCUGCUGAUACCCCCUGUGAGAUUGCUUCUACCAAAACAUACAGUCCAAGACUGGAACCGUGUCCUUGCCUCGAUCACAGAAAAAGUUCACUUACGCACUGGAGCUGUUCAGAGACUCUGUACACUGGAUGGAAGGCCCUUGCUUGGUGCGGCUGAAUUAGAAAAUAACCAAUAUUACGUGGCUGUUGGAUCAGAGAAAUUCAAGAAGCUGCCCUAUUAUCAGGUCCUGUCAAAGAAAAUUACAGUACGAGAGACACAAGGUUUUUCAUUUCCUUACAGAUUUCAUUCUGAUCUGCUUCCUCCAAUCCGAAGAGGCCAAAAGACCAGAGGAAAGUUUGAGCUGCAUGACAUAUCCCAUGGUGAAUCAAGUGAUUCUGGAUUUUUGUCCUCUCCCCAACAGUCUGAAGGUGAUAGCUCCCAUUCUACAGCAGAUGGACAAGUACUUGUGGGAGCUCCACAAAUGGUUCAAGGGCAAUCAAAAUAUCUGGAAGCAAAACCAUCCAGGGAGAAAAAUUCAAUUUUUCGUGCAAAGCCCAUGAAGGUCAAACACCACAAGCAUUCAACUGGCCCUUUGGCAAAAUACGAAGAUAAUGGAGUGUUUAAAGCUCAAGAUCCUCGGAAAGAAACCCAAGAUGCUGCUGAGGUGAGGGAAGAUGCAGACAUGAGAGUGGAUCUACCUAUUGAUCAGGUCCCCGCUGAGAUUGUUCAUGAGGAAGAAAUUCCACCUUAUGACAAUGAUACAUCCGCAAAUAACCAUAAAGAUGAAGAUCUACUUCAUGGAAUGGAAGAUUAUGGGAUGAUAAAAGAGCAGUGGAAUGAUCCAAAUGGGUGGACAGGGGAUGAAGAUGGACUGGUAGAAAAUAUUCAAGAAUACAGUAAAACUAAAGAGGAUGGUCUGCCUAAUAAUACUGACCAUAGUACCAGAGUAUUGGAGAAUUCAGAUGCACUACCCUCAUCAACAGAUGGACUUUAUCAUGGACAAGAGGAUGCAGGGAAUGAAGUCUAUCACACAACCCAUGAUGAUGAAAUUGCAGGUGUGGCUUCAGAACAAUCUACUCAGAAAGACCCAGUAUCACUUAAGUCUGAAAGAUGGCAUGAACCUGCAGAGAAGCAAGAGCAUGUUGAUGAAGUAUCAGAGUUAGAUAAGAUGGUUAUGAAAAUAACAAAUGAGGACUGUGGCCCGUGCUGCAGACCCUAACCGAAUGAUAAGGAUUUAACAUUGAAAAAAAGUUAUUUGCAAGAGAAACAAAGAUAGAUCUUCAAGAGAUAUUGUCAGCAUUGGUGGGCAGUCAUCCGGUGAAGGAUCGAUAUGCUUUUAGUUGAAGCUGCAGCUCUCAGAUGCUUAUUAAAAUGAUUCUUUUAAAUGUAUUAAUUUUCAAAAAAUCAAGCAUGCUUUGUGCAUCCCCAAUGCAGCUUGACUAAUAUAUUUGUUAGUAAGAUUUCAUUAUUGUAUAACAGCUGAGGAUAUAACUUUCACUAAAUAUUUUGUUGAUUAGUCUUUUUUUAAAUCUUCUGAUGAAUUAUUUCUGUUUUGCAUAAUCAGCUGGCUAUCUGUAAAAUAUAAUUGCACUUGCAAGAAGAUUACAGUCUCAGGCGAUGAAUUAAAUUGAUGGUCAUAUUGAGAAGAAUAAAGUAAUAACUUUAAUUAGCAUAACAUUCUUCUUUGUCACAGUUUAAUGAAUUUUAUACAUAACGAGAAGGCUUUUGUUGUAUACUCAUGUGGCUUAAAGGAUUGCAAUGACACAAACUGAACAAGUAUGUUAUUAGCACCAAACACUUACUUGCCAAGCGAAGUUUAUGUCUGGACUGAUCUCAGUAAUGGAGUCUUUAAUUUGCAAAAUCUGUUUAAUUUGUGAAUAGCAUUAUGUUAGUUGUAAUUCAUAAGAAAUCACAGAUCAAUUAAGAAUAUUAGAUCCUUGUGUGUUGAAUUUUAAAUGCGUAAACUCUGAGAUGUUCACAAUAAAGUAAUAAAAGAGGUUUGGAAACUUG
Hypanus sabinus (Atlantic stingray) is the source of this 4205-nucleotide messenger RNA. Its product is annotated as doublecortin domain-containing protein 2. The record is from RefSeq and is a predicted model, not a curated record. Gene Ontology annotation, cellular component: microtubule organizing center; microtubule. The transcript has 16 exons. Gene Ontology annotation, biological process: intracellular signal transduction. NCBI's taxonomy places the organism in Eukaryota, Metazoa, Chordata, Chondrichthyes, Myliobatiformes, Dasyatidae. The coding region runs from base 1702 to 3414 and encodes 570 amino acids.